Molecule: messenger RNA, 1217 nt
Organism: Arabidopsis lyrata subsp. lyrata
Lineage: Eukaryota; Viridiplantae; Streptophyta; Magnoliopsida; Brassicales; Brassicaceae
Product: peroxidase 44
Exons: 2
Coding region: 82-1020 (312 amino acids)
Biological process (GO): response to oxidative stress; hydrogen peroxide catabolic process
Molecular function (GO): heme binding; peroxidase activity
Source: RefSeq, a predicted model, not a curated record
ACCAAAACUUGGAAAUAACAGAAUCCAAAAGUAUUUCUAAGUUUUCGUAGGAGAGGGCAGUAAAAGCGCUGAUCAUACGAAAUGAGGGCAAUCACAGCUUUGUUUUUCCUUUUCUGUUUCGUUGCUCCCUCUGCUUUGGCGCAGCUCCGACAAGGGUUCUACGGCCGCUCAUGCCCUCGAGCUGAAUCUAUCGUUGCUAAUGUUGUUGCCAGCCGUUUCCGCCGUGACCGUUCCAUCACUGCUGCAUUUCUUCGUAUGCAGUUUCAUGAUUGCUUUGUCAGGGGUUGUGAUGCUUCCCUCUUGAUCGACCCAAGACCUGGAAGGCCAUCAGAGAAAAGCACUGGACCAAACGCAAGCGUGAGAGGCUACGAGGUCAUUGAUGAGGCUAAGAGACAACUAGAGGCUGCAUGUCCCCGAACUGUCUCAUGCGCAGACAUUGUAACUCUAGCCACAAGAGACUCGGUCGCAUUAGCCGGCGGUCCAAGAUACUCAGUACCAACAGGAAGACGUGAUGGAUUAAGGUCAAACCCUGGUGAUGUGAACUUACCCGGACCAACAAUUCCGGUUAGCGCAUCUAUCCAAUUGUUUGCAGCUCAAGGUAUGAAUACCAACGAUAUGGUUACACUUAUUGGUGGUGGACACAGCGUUGGUGUUGCACAUUGCAGUCUCUUCAGGGACAGGCUUGCCGACCCAGCAAUGGACAGGUCAUUGAAUGCUAGGUUGAGGAACACAUGUCGUGCCCCAAAUGACCCAUCAGUCUUUUUGGACCAAAGGACUCCAUUUACUGUGGAUAACGCUAUUUAUGGAGAGAUCCGAAGACAAAGAGGAAUUCUAAGAAUUGAUCAAAACUUGGGUCUCGCUGGAUCAACCCGUGGAAUUGUGUCAAGUUUUGCAUCGAGCAAUACACUCUUCAGACAGAGAUUUGCCCAAGCCAUGGUGAAAAUGGGUACCAUUAAGGUUCUUACUGGACGCUCUGGAGAGAUCAGGAGAAACUGCAGAGUCUUCAACAACGGACGUUGAUUCUUCUACACAUUCUUUAUAAUUAUUGCGGAAUCCUACGUUUUUCUUUUCUUUGCUUUUUCUUACAAAUCAAAUCGGAAAGUGUCCUUUGUUCCGGUAUCUAUGUUUUAUUUUUCCCUUAAAAUUGAUUCGCGUGUUGCAUGGACUAUAUUUUGUUUUUGAUACUAACUUGAUUUUUCGGCUCUGUGGCGUUUUAA